AUGAUGUAUCAACAGCAAGGUAGCAUGCAAUUUCCAUCCAACUGGAAAACAAUUGAAGAUGAGAGGGCUUCUAAAAAUGGAACACGUGGCCCCUUGAAAGGCAAGGAGGAUGGUUUGCUUGGUGCACCAAGAGCUGGAACUAAUUUGGGUUUGACAAAAGAUCCAAUUCCUAAUGUAGUGUCUAAUUUAGUGCCACCAGUUGAUCAGAAGAUAAGUGAGGCUGCCCAAUUCGGAGUACCUAUUUUGUCAGAGAAUCAAUUAGGUCAAUGGCUGGAGGGCAUUUUGAUUGGGCCAUUUAAUGCGAAGAAGCCAGAGUCUUUUAAGACAAUACCUUCUCUGAUCCGGAUUGAAACCCAAUCAAAAUUGGGAAAGACUUGGCUAAAAGGGCAAGAUGAAGCUAGUGUUUCUGUUCUCUUCGAAGGCAGUGAAGAGGGAGGUCAAUAUGGAGACAAGGAAGGGUUCGAGUCCAUCGAUGAAGCCAAGGCAGACAAAUGUAAUGAAUCUCGUGGCAUUAUAGACAAUCAAAGAGAUGAAAUCGAACGAGGAAAGCAAGCCAAUAUGGGUCGAGAAGAAGAAGUGGGUUUCUUCGAAGAUAGUGGUAUGGGAAACGACUCCGAUGAGAGUGACGGGGAGGAUGAUAGUUCGCGGGAAGAUAUUGCUGAGUAUGAUGACGACUCUGAUACCAACUUCAAGUUGUGGAGACUAAUUUUGAAAUUGGGGAGUUUUUUUUUGCAUGAAAUGGUCAUGAGACUGAAGAGAAGAAGGAAUGGUACAUAG
Ilex paraguariensis (yerba mate) is the source of this 777-nucleotide messenger RNA. NCBI's taxonomy places the organism in Eukaryota, Viridiplantae, Streptophyta, Magnoliopsida, Aquifoliales, Aquifoliaceae. The record is from the annotation of a GenBank genome assembly.